Penaeus vannamei (Pacific white shrimp) is the source of this 822-nucleotide messenger RNA. The record is from RefSeq and is a predicted model, not a curated record. NCBI's taxonomy places the organism in Eukaryota, Metazoa, Arthropoda, Malacostraca, Decapoda, Penaeidae.
UCCAGUCUAGAAGUAAAUCGUAAGAAGCGCCUCACAGUCACAGAGGAACUGCUCACAGUGGCAGUAGAUGAUGAUCAGCAUUCCAUCUCAUCACUCAGUCAGCACAGCGAUGAUGAUGAUGAUGAUGCUCAGAUGCUCUCACAUGAUGAAUUUACAGACAUGUUGACUCCAGAUGAUAUUGACACGCCUGAUGAGCUUGAGGAAUCCAUCAUGGAGCGUCUUGGUCCACAGCCAACCAUAGAACCUCUUCCAGAGUACACAAUAACGCAAGAAACCUCAGAGGAAAGGUCAUGGCGAUCUGUCGUAAUAUCGGGUAUUGAACGGCGCAUUGACAUGAAGGUCAUUGAACCCUACAAGAAGGUGCUAAGUCAUGGAGGCUAUCUUCCAAGCAGUAAUGAAGCAAUUAUUGUCUUUUCUGCAUGUUUCCUGCCUGACAGGUCACGCAAAGACUAUGAUUAUGUAAUGGAUAACCUUUUUAUGUAUGUCUUGACAACCUUAGACCAGUUGAUUGCAGAGGACUACGUAUUGGUUUACCUUCACGGGGCCACAACACGAGGGAAUAUGCCGUCCUUUGCUUGGCUGAAGCGCUGCUAUCAGAUGAUUGACCGACGUCUGCGGAAGAACCUGCAGGGCCUUUACCUGGUCCAUCCGACGUUCUGGGUCAAGACAGUGGUUGUGAUGACAAGGCCUUUUGUCAGUGCCAAGUUUGCAAGGAAACUCAGGUUUGUGAAUAGCCUGAAAGAAUUAUCAAGUCUUAUCCCUAUGGACCAAGUAUGCAUCCCUGACCGAGUGAAACAAAAUGAAUACGAGUGCAAGCCCUAA